Xiphias gladius (swordfish) is the source of this 699-nucleotide messenger RNA. It is a transcript of the gene calml4b, whose product is annotated as calmodulin-like 4b. Gene Ontology annotation, molecular function: calcium ion binding. The transcript is spliced from 4 exons. Gene Ontology annotation, cellular component: myosin II complex. Bases 1 to 699 code for a protein of 232 amino acids. Lineage: Eukaryota; Metazoa; Chordata; Actinopteri; Istiophoriformes; Xiphiidae. The record is from RefSeq and is a predicted model, not a curated record.
AUGGAGUCCCAGCCAGGACCCUCCAUCCACUUCCAUUGCCUUCCUCAUCUUACAGUGGCCUGGAUCAGUUUCCUGAGCCGAGUAACAGCCGGCAGAGUUCAGACCCGCCGCCCGAGCCAGAAUGGUGAGAUAAUGACCGAGCCCCGUUUGAGGCUGCACGCCGUCAUUCCGAUUUCACCCGCAGCCCACUUUCUGCUCUUCCACUGUUCACUCAGGCUGUUUUUUCCUCUUUCAUCCCAGGCGAAGUUCCUGACACAGGAUCAGAUCAAUGAUUUUAAGGAGUGUUUCUCUCUUUACGACCGCCAGCGGAAGGGGAAGAUCGAAGCCCGGGAGCUGAUCACGGUGAUGCGAUGCCUCGGGUCAAACCCCACCCCCUCCGAGGUCCAACGACACCUGCUGAGCCACAACAUAGACCGGGGCGGAGAGCUGGACUUCUCCACCUUCCUGAGCAUCAUGCACCGGCAGCUCCAGCAGGAGGCACCGGAGCAGGAGAUCCUGGAGGCCUUGAGGAUGGCCGACAAGGAGCAGAGAGGCUUCAUCCUCGCCUCUGAACUGCGAGCCAAACUCACAGGGCUGGGAGAGAAACUGACUGACGAAGAGGUGGACGAGCUGCUGAAGGAGGCGGGCGUUGGGGCUGACGGACGGGUCCACUGUGAGCGGUUUGCUAAAGCGGUGACACGCUCCUCUGCAAAGCGCUGA